Temnothorax curvispinosus is the source of this 6653-nucleotide messenger RNA. RefSeq names its product glycerophosphocholine phosphodiesterase GPCPD1-like. NCBI's taxonomy places the organism in Eukaryota, Metazoa, Arthropoda, Insecta, Hymenoptera, Formicidae. Gene Ontology annotation, molecular function: starch binding; glycerophosphocholine phosphodiesterase activity. The record is from RefSeq and is a predicted model, not a curated record. Gene Ontology annotation, biological process: glycerophospholipid catabolic process. The transcript has 15 exons. Bases 439 to 2802 code for a protein of 787 amino acids.
CCUGCUAUACCCACAUCCACUACUCCACUUGUCUAGGAGCAGGAACAUCGGAAUUCGGUGGUAUCGCGCUCUGUCGUCCGCCAUCGCUGUGCAUUUCCAUGCCAGUGCGUCACGGUCGCGCGUGUGGUGCAUUGCGUUUAGUGCGAGGCAAGGGCUACGGUCGCGUCACGAUUAUGUCGAGUAUCGCGAAGCAUCCGGAACGACUGCCGCAGGCGUUCGUCAAAUAACGCGAGUCGACGAACGGCAAGCGGCGACGAGGUCGCGCGUCGCGCCGAGGACGGCCGAGAGAAAACGGAGCGACGGAGCUCCUGAAAACGGGAUCGCCGACAGCUACCGAGACUCUUCCACGUCGUACAAAGGGGAAGAAACAAGGAGAAAACCAAACAAACCCCACGUGAGCUUAUCAUCACCGAAGUGGCGGUCACGCAAAGUUCCGAUAUGAGGGAGUCUAAAAGAGACUGGAUUUUUAGAGUCCAGGUACCUAACUUGGAGAAAAAUGAAGUGGUUUAUGUGGUUGGAAAUUUGCCUGAGUUGGGUGCUUGGAAUCACAACCAGGCUAUCCAGAUGUCGCAAGAACAUAGCAGUCGGAGAGGGUCUCCUAUAAUGUUAGAUAAUAACAGCAGCGGGGAUUUCUAUAACGAAGAUGGGGACAAUGCAGCUGACGGCAUAUUUGAAGAAGAUGGACGAAUAUUCUCGCAGAAAGUUGCUCUUCCCAUCGACGCAAAUAUCGAGUUUCGAUAUUUUAUAGCUGUUAUCUGCGAAUCGAACGGCACUAAAAAUUCGGCCAAAACUCUGAUUAUCCGCAGAUGGGAAACUCACAUGACACCACGAGUAAUUAAGAGAAAUACACCAAGUAAUUUUGACAAUGACACAUUGCCAGAUCCUGACAAAUUUGGCUAUCAUAAUAAUUACAGCAAGAUUGAACAAGGUUGGCUGACAGAUGAGACUGUGAUACAAUUUAAACUUUUUAACAAUCCUGUUAAACUCUGGAAGAACCGGUUGCAAAACAAAAAAGUUCAUAUUAAGAUGACACCUGUAAAUCUAGUUAGGCAUAAUUCUUUAGAACUGCAACAGUUUGGAGGCGAAUGUAUAGACGACAGUCUUUCUAUGGAUACGCAAGAUAUUGUUGAUCAACCCGCUUUUACCAGUAUUACAGAAAUUGCUGUGAUGAAUGAUGAAGAGGCUAGAUUCAAGUCCCAGGAGCAAUUCGGCCGUCCUCACAAUGAAGACGAAUUUUUAAUCUUCAAUGUUGCCGUUCGGUAUCCUGAAACAAUCGGGUACUUAGUGGACUACUACGUGCACAGCUCAAGAUGUUUCCCAGGAGAACCACCAAAUCACAUUGGUUUCAGCUACAUCUUGCCGGGUGCUUUACAACCUAGCGUUGGACUUCUGACGGUACCAAUUACUAGUACAAAACAUAGACCUAUUGGCCAACUGACGGUGGAAUAUGUUGUCAUAAAACCAAUACCGGAUCAUCCAUGGGACAUGAGCAUCUCAUACGCGAAGCAUUGGGAACAGCGUUGGUCAGGCUUAGAUGUAGGACACAGAGGACUUGGUACAUCUUUCAAAUUCGAAACAAAGAAUUGUGCUAACGUGCGCGAGAACACAGUCGCAUCAUUGAAAACCGCGUCUCAUCACGGUGCAGACAUGGUCGAGUUCGAUGUCCAGCUAUCGAAGGAUCUUAUACCUGUGAUCUACCAUGACUUUUACGUAUCCAUCUCAAUGAAGCGUAAGAAGCAGAUAGAGGCUAUGGAUAUGCUAGAGAUACCUGUCAAAGAUCUUACUUUAGAGCAGCUUCAUCUACUCAAGGUUUAUCACGUAGCUGAAGGUCGUGAGAAAAAUCCGAGAUUCUUUGACGAGGAUUUGGAAGAUCAUCAGCCCUUCCCUACGCUACAAACUGUGCUGCAAGAACUCGAGCAACACGUUGGAUGCAAUAUCGAAAUUAAAUGGACCAUGCAAUUGAAGGACGGCACGUUCGAACUCAAUCAUCCCUUCGAUCUCAACAUGUAUCUAGAUAUUAUUUUAAAAGUGGUAUUAGAAUACGGGGGUCAUCGAAAAAUCGUGUUUUCUUCGUUCAAUCCGGAUAUAUGCGCAAUGAUCCGUCUCAAACAAAACAAGUAUCCAGUGGUGUUUUUAACACAAGGCAUUACAUCGAAAUAUCCCACUUAUCACGAUCCAAGAUGCCAAACGAUACCGAUGGCCAUGAGACACGCAUUAACCGCAGAUAUCCUAGGAAUUAACGUCCAUACCGAAGAUAUUCUUCGGGAUCCGUCUCAAGUCAAGUUAGUCAAGGAUGCGGGAUUAAUUAUCUUCUGCUGGGGCGACGACAACAAUGAUAAGGGUACUAUUCAGUAUCUGAAGAAACUCGGCUUACAUGCGGUUAUAUACGAUAAAAUCGAUGAAUAUAACGCGAAAGAAGUGAAGGAGAGUAUAUUCUUAGUGGACGCUAGAGAAAGCCAGAAAGAGCUGAUAGCCUUGGCACACUGCAAUCAAACACCACAGACACAAAUCUCUACUCCCCUCAACACAGAAAAGGAAUAUUAUUUGAAUCGACCGUCAACGACCACGUCGUUGAAGAACAUUAUUGGCGGUGACAGCAUAUAUUCCGUGCCAAACAUGAAGUUGCCGACCAACUGCGAGGAGAGCAUAGAAAUUAACGAAAUGACCAAGGAUUUCAGUGCCUGCGCGAACACUUUUGGCCAUUCGGUGAAAGCAAACGGCGCAUCCGACGUAAUUUGUAAACAACCGACUCCUCUACCUGAGUUUUAUGGAGAAGACGAGGCGGCGAAGGAUUGCCUCUGAUGCUUUUCCUUCAAAAAAUCCUUCUUCUCAUGGUUUUCAUGGAGAAGUGUCAAUAAGAAGGAUCCUACGCCACGCGAUGACAGGAAGAACUUUUUUGUAAUUUAUGAUACGCUGUAAUUGAUAGGCCGGAAUAUUAUCGAGAAUUAUGUACUUCUGAAAUCUGUGUGGCGCUCUUAUAUAGAUCGUCAUACAGAUUAUAUUUAAAUAACCCGGAAUCAAAACCAAUCAAUGUUGUUCUGAGAUUUGUCAAAGGACCUAUUCUGCAUUCAACAUUUAGCUUUAAGUAUAACUAUAUGAUACACAGCCUAUUGCGUGAUUGUUUCGCACCUUAAAAAGCAAUCAGAUUAAUCAUGUCUAACGGUAAUAGUGAAACUUACAAUUUCAAUAAAUCCUACUGACAGAUCAUAGAAUAAUAUUGAUUGCUUUAAGAUAUCGAUAUAGUACGUGAUGUGCAAAGAAAAAUAAUCCGAUUUACUAUUCUCAUAUUUUUCCAAUCGGUCCAUUUUUUUGCGCAUUGUACAGCGUGUGUCGGAAAAAGUGUGUAGCCGGAUACUCGUGAAGAAAUUGGGAAUUGAUCCUUCUUUAAUCCUAAAUAUAUUAUUCAAUUAGUAGAUAAUCAUAUAUUUGCACUUUUCCAAACUUUAUUCAACGAUGGCUGUAAUUUUUAGUCGAAAUGUUAAAAAUUUAAAAACUCAGAACGAGUCCAAGUUUUAAAGAAUCUAGACACGCAAAGAUUUAAAAUGUCUAUGUUCCAUAUGUCCAAAUUGAAAUCUAGGUAUUCAAAAAUUUAAACACAAAGAUCUAGGAACCUAUAUAGAUCUAACGAUUCAACGAUCGAAAUGCCUAAAAAUGUAGAAAUGUAGGAAUCUGAGAAUAGAGUUUUACUUAUAUUAGAUAGUUCGUUAUUUAAUUGCUAGAUUACGUAUUCCCUAUAAAAAGAAAUUGCAAGCGGAUUGUUUAAUCCAUUCGUUACCGGCAUACAACUGUUUCCACGCGCUCCACGUGCACUCUAGUAACUUUAAACAAGAAUAUUCUUAGUGUACUAAUGAAUCCUGCGCAGGAUGUAGAACGAUUUUAACUCCCACGAGUCCGCUCGCGGUGAGCCGGUGCGGGAGUUAUGUUUUUAGUACAAAUGUCUUCAGGUAUAUAUUUUUAUUUAUAAUCAGGAAGAAAACAAUUCUCUCCUCUCGUAUCUCUUCCGCUGUCGAUUUAAACGUUACAAUACGCGAACGGAGAAAAGGAAAAGAGAGACAGAAAAAAAGCAAACGAAGAAGACGAAGAAAAAUAGCAAAUUGCUCGUUACGCGGAUAGCAAACUAAAUGCCAUUAGUUGAUACGAUUUUUUACGAGCUGUCGAACGAAAAAUCGCGCCGAAUGCGAGAGCGAAUGAUCGCGCCGCACCUCGAAUUGCCUUCUCGACAGCUGUACCUCAAGUUUUAAUAAGACCGUAACGUAAACUAUUUUUCGUAAUCAUCUAGGAAGUACUUCAUGUUCAUUUAUUUAUGUCAUCUGACAAUUCGCACGAUCAGCACGAGCGUAUGAUCAAGAAAAAUAAAGAAAAAUCGUAAAAGGAGCACGCACACAUCUCGUUCAUUUUUUUUCCAUUUUUUGUUUCGUCACACUUUUAACACUGACAUCAAGUCAGUGCGUAGUUUUGCUCAUUCUGAGUAGUCUUACGGUAACGCUGCGAAUAAUUUACAGUCUCUUCGUGGUGUACAACAGACGCCCGAUGUUCAGAUGUACUUCCGACUCGGUCGCGCGAGAGACCUGCCGUCGCGUCGGGAGUACUUUUCGGCGAGGAAAGCUCCGGGACGUGUCGGUCUCUCGCCGAUUUUUAGCGCACCAAGUGCGAUCGGAGGGCAUCGAACGCGAGAAGCAUCAUUCGCUUUCUAGCAAACAGUCUCCCGAAUGCAUAUGUUCUUUCGAGAGAAAAAUAACGUUAACCCUUCAACCGAUAGCGUUGUCCAUCCAUAGCUUAGUGGCAUGAACGAGCCGAGCUCGUCGCACCGUCCGCUUCGAUUUUUGAUAUCACGAAAUAAUUCGCGUUUUUUUCAUUGACGACAAGCGAUACACCUCGCCGUGGAUAAAUGGGGAACCAACGCUUUGCGCUCGGAAUGCACUUGUCAUAACAAAACAUUAGGUCGGGGCAUACUUAUUUGUCCGUCAACGCCGACUAAAAGUUUUGCCAUCGCAAUUUCCAAAUUGCAGGUUUAUCAAUGGGGUACGGAAAUAGAGACGGAUAAAAUUAUCCAACAGGUUAUUGAAUAGUGAAAUCAGAUUGUCGCUUGUGCGACGUGAUUAAAGGAAAUUUAAUUAACUAAGGGAUCUAGAUAAGACAAAUAUAAGCGGCAGCUUUGCGCCGAUAUAAUGAUCUCGUGAAUAAUGGAUGUAAUGGGGGGUACGGGUCCGGAUACCUAUAUAUUAGAAAUACUAAUAAUCAUUCUUAUUAUUAUAAGUAUAAUAAUACCGUAUUAGCAUUUGUAUCAUAGCGCAUCGAGGUCCUGUUAUAAUAAUUUAAUAAUAACCUAUUGUUAAAAGAUUAUACGCUACGAUAACAUAAUGCUGUUAUAUUAUUACAAUGGUAAUAUCGACACGAGAUGCGGAUCGAAACCGGGUUGAUGCUUCGCAGCGCAAAGAGUUGAUCUGCCGGCUGAAGGGUUGAAGGAAACGGACGUGCAGCGGCACGCCGAGCGUCUUUGUAAAAUUUUUUACAGGAAAGGUAACAUGCGUACUGCAUUGAGAUAGCAAAAAAAAAAAAGAAGCUGUAACAGGCUAAUUGUAUCAAGAGUGAUUGUAUCAAUCGUCGAGACUCUGGCAAUGUACAGUACAUUUGUUGAAAGGAUACUAAGCAAAUACACGAUCUGUACGUUACUGCGAGAUCACGUCGCUGCACUAUGCGGGGGGUGUGAUAUUACAAUACUUCUCUUUCCUUUUUUUCCCCGGUCGCCUUGCCGCGGAGGCCGAGCGUCCCUUUAAACUUUCUGCGUCCAACGCAAGUAGCGACUAUAUAAAAAUCGCGGAUGUCCUCUCGCCGAGGAAGGAUUCGAACUUCAAGAUAACGCAAUUAAACGCCGAAAAAACGAAAGGCUAACAAUGCGGAACGCUAAUUAAAUCGGGAAAACACCUCAGACUUUCUUAUCGACGAUAAUUAUUUUUUUAUAGAUUAUACGGCAUCAACCGGCGAGUACUGUAUUAAUAAUUAGCGUUAAUAAGUGUAAACGGCAAAGAGAUAAGCUCGGAGCUUAAAUGUCAUGAGAUUCGAGUGUGUAUUCCGAGAUAACGGCUUAAAUCCGCGAUUUUGCAUACUUAUAAUUGAGAUAAAGAUCGCAGAAUCGGCUUUAGAGAAAAUUUAUGCGCAUUUAUAACAGUCUUACCUAGUUUCAAUAUCUUUAUAGGAACUUACCGUUCCAGCUUGGCUUUUUCUGACUUAUUAAAUUUCUUAUGAUAAGUAUAGAUUUUAUCUGAUGGAAUGCGGGAAGAAAUCUAAAGCCGACACCGAGAUAAUUAAAAUACUCAGAUGCAACCUUUUCUCAUUUUCCAUCUAUUAUAUAUUGUUAUUAACAUAUCAGUAUAUAUGUAUGUAUAUAUAUGUAUUAUAUAUUAGAACGAUUCAUUUUUCCUGUUUAAGUUCUGAGCAACUCCAUGCGUCAGUUGGCGAACUUUAUAAGUUUUGCGAACUCGAUGUGUCACGGUCUCCGAAACCGUUUUAACCGAUAAACUCGGAGCAUAGUUAAGAUUUCUAAUGAUUGUCUAUCUUUACUUCUAUUUUGUUCAUAUUAUACGACACAACGAUCGAGAAGGAUUGAAGUAAUUUAUUCUUGCCGAGAUAAUAAAACAUUUGUAUUAUCAAAA